Messenger RNA from Planococcus citri (citrus mealybug), 1978 nucleotides. RefSeq names its product humpty dumpty (gene hd). The transcript is spliced from 9 exons. Gene Ontology annotation, biological process: nuclear DNA replication. Gene Ontology annotation, cellular component: nucleus. NCBI's taxonomy places the organism in Eukaryota, Metazoa, Arthropoda, Insecta, Hemiptera, Pseudococcidae. The record is from RefSeq and is a predicted model, not a curated record. Bases 276 to 1943 code for a protein of 555 amino acids.
UGUUCAAAACAAUGUCAAAGUCUAACGUUUUCUGAUAAAAGAACAAAUGAUUUCGAAGAAUCUAUUUAGGUAAUUGAAUAAUUGUAGUUUUCACGAUAUUUCUGUGUAAUCAGUGAACUAAAUUAUGAAUUAAUCGUUAAACGGUUCGGUGGUGAUAAAAGUGUGCUAUUUGUCACACAAUUUGUGUCGUGUUUGUGUUGUUCGAUUUGACCGGAAAACCCAGCCGUGUUAUUGAUCAUCUUCCGUCCGAUGAUAUUUUAAAUCUUCGAAUAAAAAUGGAUAGUAAAACGACUCCAGAUUACUGGAAACGGCCCGAAGAUGUAAUGAAACAAUUCAAGCAACGUAUGAGAAAACGAUCUCUAAAGUUUCAAACUACCGAUCAAGAAAGUAAAUCUAAUCAAGCUCCAGAAACAACGGAAAAUGAUAAGAAAUUCGCUAGUCGAAAUCCGUUCAAACGUGCAAAAACAGAACCUGGUCCAAAAUUCAGAGCUGAUCUCAACGACGAUACUACCACCGAUGGUACAUUAUUCAGACUGUUGAAUUUCUCGCAACAGAAUUCGAGUAAUUCGGUCGACGAUUCUGCCAAUAAUUCGUUCGCUAAUGCUUUCGCUGCGUUGAAUAAUCAAUCGUCGUCCCAGAAAGAUGCUGAAGUAAGCGAUCCUUUGAAAAGUGAAGACGUAUUUGUCGAUUGGACAUUACGCUGGAGGGUUCGAUUAAUGUCUCCUCAAUCGUUUCCUUGGAACAGGAAAUUGAAAACUUGCGAAGAAGCGUCCGGUAUAACCGGAUUUGUCAGAUGCUUAGAUACGGAUGUUCAUAAUGACGAGAUUAAUUUAGAUACUAGUCCAAAUGCGAGAUUUCAUCAGUGCUGUUUAGUUUGGCAACAUCCUCACGUGCCUUGGAUAGAUUUAUACCCUAGAACGAAUCGGAAAUCAACUAGUUCUUCGGAUUUAUCAUUACUGCCUGUAAAAGAUACCUUGUACAAUGCUUGGGUUGAUAGUUUUCGUAGUCUAUUUCAAUUGGUUCGAGCGAAACAGUGUCCAUAUUUUUAUUUGAUGGCCAAUACAUUCGUGUGUCUUUUUCGAGCCGCUGGGAUCAACGGAUAUACAGAAAUUAAUGCUUGUAUUACUCCUACUAGUCGAGGAUUCCGUCAGUUGCUCAAAGACGAAGAUAUCGACUUCACGAUGCCUUUAAAAUCGAGCGAAAAAACCAAAAGUCCGCUGAAUGGCGAUAGUCAAGAUACCGGUUACGAAAGUCUCGACAUGGCCGAAGAAGCAUACGACAAGAAUACCAAUGACGAUGACGAUACCGACGAAUGGUUACAAACCAUGGGUAUAGAAGAAUCCCAAAUCAAAAAGAUGAAUGAUAAACAAUUCGAUAUUAUCCUUGGUAAAGAUAAAGUCACAGAUAGCUUGCCAGAAUCUUUGGUUUUUGUAGAAGGAGUCGAAGCUCAAGCUUUAUUUAAUUUCUUGAUGAAUUGUAAAUCAAUUAUUCCCACCAGUGGCCCGUUAGCUGGUGUACCUCCUACCCUUCUAUCACCUGUAGCAUUCACCGGAGCAUCUUUAGUAUCUUUAAAAAUCAAAGAAAGUAUGAUCAGAAUGCAAGAAAAAAAUUAUCAUUCGAUAGAAAUACGUGGUCCUAUGUUACCUCAUAUGGUUCAUAAUUUAUGCGACUUGAUGAAAAACUCAUCGUUAGAAACAUUUUUGUUGGCCUUUGCCGAUAUAGAAUCGAGUAAACCGUUCACUACCGUAACAGCCUGCCAUAUGGCGGGAGCCUCAGAUUCAAUUCCAUCUCCAGUCAAGACACCUCGUACUCCGAGUGUAUUUGGCGAAACAAACUUGAGUGAUUGUGGUUUAAAACCGAAAGUUUUAGCAAGGUUUUGUAACAGUCGAGUUAAACAAUUUGACAGUAUUCAAUUUAGUAAUAAUCUGUAUACUUGUAAAUAAGUAUUUAGUGUGUUAAUAUAAAUUUUAUUCGCGUG